Drosophila serrata is the source of this 1359-nucleotide messenger RNA. RefSeq lists its product as uncharacterized. Lineage: Eukaryota; Metazoa; Arthropoda; Insecta; Diptera; Drosophilidae. Gene Ontology annotation, biological process: proteolysis. The record is from RefSeq and is a predicted model, not a curated record. Gene Ontology annotation, molecular function: metalloendopeptidase activity.
CGCCCCUCGAGAGAAUGAGUUUCAGCUUGAGUUGAGCAAUGGCAACGGAUGUCGAUAGGGCUGGAGCUUGGCUCUCAGUGUGGCAAAGCAAGCCGAAUCAAUGGCAGGCACAAAUCUCGCGCUAGGCGCAUCGCUCGUCCUCAUCCUUUGCGUGUGGGCUGGUGCAGCGCAGGGUCAGGUGGCCUAUGUGCGAAACCUCUCGGAGCUGCGGAUCAAGGAGCUGGAGAACCUGGCGGUGCGAUUGCAGCAGACCAUUAACCAUGAGAAGUAUGCCUGUGAGAGUUACUUUGACUAUGUCUGCAGUAGCAAUCGAACGCUAUUCUCAAUCAUGGGCCACAUGCCAAAGCUCAGCGAACUUAUCCAACUCUUGACCGAACUUCAAAAUGAUCCAGAGCAGUUCCAGGCCAAGCAAAAGCUAAUAGACUUCUUCAUCUCCUGCAACACACGGCACGGCGUGGAGGAUUGUUAUCGUGAGACCUUCGAGUACUUCAAGCCCCUUUUUGGUUACAUAAUAACCAAAAACAUGCUGGAGACAGGUUCCCACGAGCUUACGGAUUUCCUAUACAUUCUGGACAACUUUGUUCUUAAGACCAAGGGAGACUUCGGCUCUCAUCCCAUCUACAGCAAGCUGGCCACGUACAAGGAGAAGUUCCGAACGCCUCGCAUAUACUUUCACUCUGCAGACCUCAACCGGGAGUACCAGGACCUGCGGAUCUACCGGGAGAGCUAUGAGCACAACGUCAGAAACCUAGAGAUCCACCGCAAGAGGAAUUCCACCUACGAGCUGGGCGUUCAACGCACCAUUUUGGACUGGAGCCUGUACCUAUUCCAAAGCCGGAACAAGCCCAUGUCCUACUACUACUCCACAUUCGCCGUGCACCUGUAUAUGACACUCUACAAUAGUACGGAGCGUCAGAGGGACUUUACGCGUUUCCGGGAGGAAGUCGAGUGCCUCAAACUGCCGCAAUUCGUCAACGUUUUGGAUGAGGCUCGAAUGCUGGCCGUAAUCUAUCUCAAGAGUUUUCGUGCAGUGUGGGAAGACUAUCGGACCUGGAUUGCCGUAAAGUCGCAAAACCAAGAAAUAUACGAUCAGGAGGAUGGAAUACUGCACAAGUAUCAUCUGAACAACAAGCGCAUCUUCUUCACCCUUUAUGCCCAGAACUUCUGUGAGUUUGGCAAGGAUCUGGCCGAGCACGUGUUCUACCUAGGUCUUAAGCAGAAUCCUGAUUUCGUCAACAUUUACUCGUGUGGUUUUCAGACGGAAAACUCUAUAAGGUGUAUCUAAAACUUGGAAAACUGUAUUCAUAUAUUAAUUUAAGAAAUCACAAUAAUCAAUCAAUCUACAAUAGAAGCACGGUA